Messenger RNA from Impatiens glandulifera, 1577 nucleotides. RefSeq lists its product as uncharacterized. The record is from RefSeq and is a predicted model, not a curated record. The transcript has 5 exons. Bases 86 to 571 code for a protein of 161 amino acids. Gene Ontology annotation, molecular function: protein binding. NCBI's taxonomy places the organism in Eukaryota, Viridiplantae, Streptophyta, Magnoliopsida, Ericales, Balsaminaceae.
AUUAGGCAUCCAUUUGUCCUUCUGUUAGGCUUGAAGCAGCAGCUGCUCAAACCUUCUUCUUCAAUCUUCAACUUCUUCUUUGACCAUGGUGGGCCUUCCUAUAACCUCUCCCGAACCCAUUUACAAUCCUACUCUCAAGUUCCUCUGCAGCUACGGUGGAAAGAUUUUCCCCCGUUUUCCCGACGCCAAGCUCCGUUACCAUGGUGGCGUAACCCGUCUUAUCGCCGUCGAUCGCUCCGUCACUUUUUCCGAGUUACUGAUCAAGAUGGGGGAACUCUGCGGGACGUCGGUGAGACUCAAAUGUCAGCUUCCAAAGGAAGACUUGGACGCCUUAGUCUCCAUUACUUCCGAUGAAGAUCUCGCCAAUAUCAUCGAGGAAUACGAUCGGAUCAACUUGCCCAAGAUCCGAGCUUUCAUUUGGCCCAUUAACUCCACAAAAGGAAUCUCAAACUCUCCAUCCGUUGCCAUCAGCUCCGCAUCCACAAUCAUCUCCCCUGUUGCUUCAUAUUCACUUUCCCGAUGUACUCCAACCCCGCGAUUGAUGAUAGCAGCCGCCGCUGCAAAUAGGUGAAAAAAACUAAUCCUAGUACCCACCCGAGAUUGGUAGAACAAAUUUGGCUGCUGGAGAUUGAAUUAAUGCCUUUAACCUGAUUGAGUUGAGUCAGUUAAUAUUCUAUGGAUUUAAAGAUUUGAGGCAACUGAACAAGUGGAUUUCACAUUUGACUAUUUCUUUGCUCAUCAAGUGUCAGAAGGAAAGAUUAUACUGAACAUUGACUGAGGUUUCUUUGUUUUUUUAAGUCAUUCACUUGUGGUAAGUUUAACUGGAUUUGUCUUUUAUCUUAGAACUGGGUAAGUUUUCUAAACUUGUGAUUCAUCGACAUAUCCCGGUAUUUGGAUGUGUUAAUGUCAAAAGUGAAUGAUGAUGCGUAGGGGAAUUAGUAAUGGAAAGUUAUUCCCUCAAGUUUAAUAGUCACACAAUGUUUGAAUUGCUGAAAAUUGGCUGGCUGCUUUUGUUCCAACACAUAUAUGCUCUUCUUUUAUUCAUUAUGUAUUUAUGGAAUGAAUGACCCAAAGAAAAUGGAAGGGUUGCUUGACUACAUCAUUUCACGUUUUAGCUUCUUACAGAUUUGAUACUUUUCUUCGAGUCUAUUGUAUAGUCACUUGUGUGUGAUAAAAUGUUUUAGUUUGGAAUAACCUAACCACCUAACCAAAAAUAAUGGGUGUUUCUUUUGUUGGUGUUUUUGGACCAGGUUAGCUAACUGAGGAGGAGAUCACAUGAUAUAAGGGGAAAGUAAAGAAGAGUAACUCACAACAUGUCACACUGUAAGAAGAUGAAAAUCUUCAAGUAUUAUCAUCAUUAACAAUGGAUUCCUUACAAAAGUACAGAGUUCAUAUAAGAAGUUGCAGAUCCAGUCACAUGAGAAGCUAAAGAAAUGUUGCAUUCUUUUUUGUAAUUCUAUUAUUUAUUCAUCUCCCAAACUUUAUUUUUUUAAUAGAGUUGUAUUGUCUGCACAUAAUCUUUGUAAAUGGGAAAGGCAACAUAAGUUUAGUGGGGUAUACUGAUGUUUGCAGGUGUA